AUGGAAACGAACAAAAAACGACGCAAAAACGACCAUUUUCGUCAUAACAAAAAGGUAAAGCAAAAAUGGGUGGAAUCAGGCUGCUGUGGAUUAUUCUUUACGUGUAAUGGGAAUGAAAGGCAAGCGGUACGUGAGGCUUACAACAUCAUCGAACAAACUUUAGAAAUAUGGAAGAACGGUUUUCCAGAAGAAAAUUUAGAUGAUAAAAAUGUUGGAAAAGGGUUUAAUUCGUGUGGUGAUGAGGAAGAUGUCGCAGAUUCGGUGAAGCGGUUUUGUGAUCAAGCACGAAGCAAUAACAGGAACGUGAAACAGCGGAAAAUAUCGCAACGACCAACGGGUGCGAACAACUGCUUAUUUUUUGUUGUGAAAGGUAUAAAUGACAAAAAUGUAUAUGAUUUUGUGGAUUACCUUGUUGAGAUGGUGCUGAGAGAGCGGUGUUGUCGUCUGCUGCAACGGGUGUGCCCGGUGGAAAGGACUUGCCGAGUGGAUAUGAUCGAGUUGGAUACGGAAGUGAGUCGACUGAUCUCGAAGCAUUUUCGUAAAGCUGAAGACGGUAAAUGGCCAACAUAUUUGUUCGAUUUUAAGGCUCGAAAUAAUGAUAGUUUGGGGAAGGGUGAUGUCAUGGAUAUGGUACUGCUGGCCCUGAAGCAAUUGGCACCGGGCAGUCAUGUUUCGCUGGAUAACCCACAUAUUGUCAUAUUAGUACAAAUUGUGCACAAAUCCGUAAUGCUCUCAUGUGUCAAGCACUUUCUGGCACGAAGAAAGCUCAGCUUACAUCACAAGGAAUAA
This is a messenger RNA of Brugia malayi, 789 nucleotides long. RefSeq lists its product as uncharacterized. Gene Ontology annotation, molecular function: RNA binding. The record is from RefSeq and is a predicted model, not a curated record. NCBI's taxonomy places the organism in Eukaryota, Metazoa, Nematoda, Chromadorea, Rhabditida, Onchocercidae. The coding region runs from base 1 to 789 and encodes 262 amino acids. The transcript has 3 exons. Gene Ontology annotation, biological process: tRNA modification.